CAGUCCACAUCAGAUUAUUGGUGACAUUUUAAUUGGCUUCACUAAUUGUGGUUACACCCGCCCCUCCGCUGAACAGAUUUAGAAAGCCUGUUGCCCUUAGUGCAGGUGACUAAUUUCUUGCAUUGCAUUGGGUAGAGUCAACCCAAUCUUAUUCGUAAUUUAUUUUAGUGUUGUUGUGGAUUGUAUUGUGAAAAAUCGGUGAUUGUUACUUGAACUAUUGAGCUUGGCUAAUAGCUUAUCAAAAUUGGAGUCCGGAUAACAAGAUGAUGCGAAUUCCGGGUGGGUGGUGUUAGCUAAAAAAAAAUGUUGCAGAAUGCUUUUAACCGAGGGCCCGAGCUUCUGGAGACCACAGACUCUGACAACAAGCCGGGCCGACCAGAGACGACAGCGGAGCAGCAGGAAAACUCCUUGGUGGUCGACAUUUCGGACGCAUUAAGCGAGAGGGAUAAAGUCAAGUUCACCGUCCACACUAAGACAACACUUCCAGAAUUUGAGAAGCAGGAAUUUUCGGUCGUGCGACAACAUGAAGAGUUUGUCUGGCUUCAUGAUAGGUUUGAAGAGAAUGAGGAAUACGCUGGAUUCAUCAUUCCUCCUGCACCACCACGACCUGAUUUUGAUGCCUCACGAGAAAAAUUGCAAAAACUUGGAGAAGGCGAAGGCACAAUGACCAAGGAAGAGUUUACCAAGAUGAAACAAGAAUUAGAAGCAGAGUAUCUGGCAACAUUUAAGAAGACUGUCGCAAUGCACGAAGUAUUUCUUUGUCGACUGGCUAACCAUCCUGUGUUUAGGAACGACCAUAAUUUCCAAGUGUUUCUAAAUUACGAUGGAGAGUUGAGCGUGCGAGGAAAGAACAAGAAAGAAAUGUUCGGAGGACUAAUUAAACACUUUGGACAGACAACUGACGAAUUUCUUCUUUCCGCGACUCAGAAGGAUGUUGACGAGUUUUUCGACGCGGAGAGAAUUUUCUUAAUGGACUAUCAUGCUCAUUUAAAGGAUGCAACUGCAAAGUCGGACAGGAUGAUUAAGGCUCACAAAAACGUCUCAGACUCAUACAUUAAAAUAUCAUCCGAGUUGAUUCAGCUCGCUACCAUUGACACUAAUGAACUUGAAAAGUUUCUUGCAAAAGUUGCCGAUGCACUAGAGAAAGCCAGGAAAGUUGAGAAUCGAGUUGCGUCCGAUGAAGAUUUGAAGUUGUCAGACACGCUCCGUUAUUACAUGAGAGAUUCCAAUGCAGCCAAAAAUUUACUUUAUCGUCGUCGUCGUUGUUUGGCAAAUUACGAAACAGCAAAUAAAAAUUUGGACAAAGCUCGUGCAAAAAAUCGUGAAGUAGGAGCCACUAUGGAGGUGGUGGAUGCGGAGCAAGCACAACAAGAGGCAUGCGAUAAGUUUGAAGCAAUUUCUACAAAGGCAAAAGAAGAGCUGACGGACUUCAAAAACCGACGAGUGGUUGCCUUCCGAAAGAAUUUGAUUGAGGUCACCGAGUUAGAAAUCAAGCAUGCCAAGGCUCAGAUACAAGUGUUAACCGGGGCUUUACAAUCCUUGAAAGAGGAGCUCUGAGAGAGAAAUAAGUGAGCUGAGAGCGGACGAGGGAAAGAGGAAGGAAGGAGGAAAGCAGGAGGGACAGAGAAAAUAUUCAUGAGUCGUCUUUCGAAAUAUUUUACUUUUUCUUAUCCCGCAUAUCAAGUCAGAUUUUCAAUGUUCAAUGUUAUUUAUACAGUCAGUUUAGCUGAGGAGCAAGGAGAAAUGAAUUAUGUAUGAGGUACAAUACUUUCCAUCACCAUUACUUAUCCGGACAUGUAUGUAUUUACUACUCGUUGUAGGUUAGCUCCUACAUAUUAACAACAUUACAAUGCAUCUCUCCCUGCUCCUUAUUGCGACAACCCGAGUUAGAAAAAAACACAAAGUCGGAUCUGAUAUUGAGCAAAUCUGAAUCGCCAUCAAUCUUUUUCUACACAUUUGUAUUUCGUAGCCAUUGUCGUAGACUCAAGGACCCAGACAAAGAUUUGUUACUUUUCAAUUUUAUGAAUAUCCAAGUGUGUGAAGGCGAUUUGUCAUGAAUCAAAAUAUCAAUGUAUCAAGUAAUGGUGCUGCUGCAUGCUUGUCCUAUAUUUAAUACAACUUGUUACAUUGGGGUGUUAUAAGAAAGUUCCAUUAUUUUGUGAGAAAACAUUCCUAUUUACAUGUGUACGUUGCUAAAAAAAUUACAAUGUAAUAAACUCCCAUACGAAUACAUAUACGUAUGUAUUUCUUAUAGUUCUCUGCUACUCUGUUUAAGUUGACAUGUGUACGUAUCAAUGUUCUCCGACUGAAACUAGAAGUGUAGCUUUCUUUAGGUUAUUCCUUGUUUGUAUUCGUAUGUACAAAUGUAUGUAAAAUGUAUGUGUUGUAGUAUUAACUACCAAAUAUACGUCCCACUAAACUGAAUGUUAAUGCGAAUUCAGUUUGCCGUUGCUGACUAAAUAAAUAAAAAAGGUUCCGCAAUGUAAAUGAGAA
Messenger RNA from Folsomia candida, 2493 nucleotides. It is a transcript of the gene Snx6, whose product is annotated as sorting nexin-6. The transcript is spliced from 15 exons. Gene Ontology annotation, biological process: phagosome-lysosome fusion involved in apoptotic cell clearance. The coding region runs from base 304 to 1557 and encodes 417 amino acids. NCBI's taxonomy places the organism in Eukaryota, Metazoa, Arthropoda, Collembola, Entomobryomorpha, Isotomidae. The record is from RefSeq and is a predicted model, not a curated record. Gene Ontology annotation, molecular function: phosphatidylinositol binding.